Molecule: messenger RNA, 2344 nt
Organism: Leptinotarsa decemlineata (Colorado potato beetle)
Lineage: Eukaryota; Metazoa; Arthropoda; Insecta; Coleoptera; Chrysomelidae
Product: zinc finger RNA-binding protein
Cellular component (GO): precatalytic spliceosome
Molecular function (GO): single-stranded RNA binding; double-stranded RNA binding; zinc ion binding
Source: RefSeq, a predicted model, not a curated record
AUUGUCGCAUGUACUGAUGUCUCUAGUGGUUUGCGCAAUUAUUUGGUGUAGAUGUGAUAAUGGCUACGAAUAAUUAUUUUGGCUUUACUCACGGGGGAACACAAUAUAGUGCGGCUGCUACUGGUGCUUACCAAACCGGACAAGCGGGAUAUGCGGUAGCAACUCCAGCAUCAGCUGCUGCUACUUACGGUACCCAAAGGGCCACAUAUGAUACCGCAGCCUAUCAGGCUGCUGCAGCUGCAUCUCAAGGAACUUACGCAACUGCUGCACCCGCAUAUGAUUAUGGAUACGGACAAGCAACUGGUUAUACCACUGGAUACGAUCAGGCUGCAGCAGCAGCUGCUGCCGCUGUUGCCAAACCUGCUACAUAUGCAACCACUUACCCUCAAAGAGUGACGCAACCUCAGGCACAGGUAGCGACUGCUGUAUCAGCUGCAAAACCAGCACAAUAUACAGCAACAUACCAAGCGAAUCCUACAGGCUAUCCAACAACAUAUGCCCAGCCUGCCGUUCAGACAACAAUUGCUGCUCAACCUACAACACAAGCAAAGCAAAUUAAUUCUGCACCGACGUAUGCAGGAUAUGACGCCGCGUUAUAUUCUGCUGCCACGAUGUAUGUCGCUCAACAGACUGGAGUACAACAGAAAGCCGGGUGGCAGGGUUACAAAAAGGGGGCGCUCGCAGUCAAGAAUAUGAGGACAAAGGCCCCUCCGAAACCUCAGCAGUUGCACUAUUGUGAUGUUUGCAAGAUAAGUUGUGCUGGUCCUCAAACGUACCGAGAACAUUUAGAAGGACAAAAACAUAAAAAACGCGAGGCUGCAACCAAAAUGGCCGCCUCUGUAGCUGUUACUAGUCAAAAUCGUGCAGGAAAUUCUCUUAGAUGUCAGUUGUGUGAUGUCACAUGUACAGGUAACGAUGCAUAUGCUGCCCACAUUCGAGGAGCAAAACAUCAGAAAGUAGUUCUGCUUCACACCAAAUUGGGCAAACCUAUUCCGACUCAAGAGCCCGAGGUGGUGGGAGGCUCCAAAAAGUCUGUAUCCUCAACUUCGAAAAUAAAUUUCAUUCAGUCUGGUGGAUUGGGCAUCAAUUCUGGCAAUGGCGAUUCUUUGCUGAAAGAGGAAGAUGAUGACGUCCCUGAACCAGACAUUCAGCCAGUUGGUCAGGACUACAUUGAAGAGAUCAAGAGUGACGAUGGCAAGUUUGUUAUUAGUUUCAACUGUAAGUUGUGUGAAUGCAGAUUCAAUGAUCCCAAUGCAAAAGAAAUGCAUAUGAAAGGAAGGCGCCACAGAUUGCAGUAUAAGAAGAAAGUAAAUCCAGAUCUUGUGGUGGAUGUCAAACCUUCCCUUAGGCAGAGGAAGAUUCAAGAAGAAAAAAUGCGUAGAGCCGCAAUGAGAGAAGAAUUUUGGGCGAGACGACAUUAUGCAGAGAAUGCAGAAAAUAUGUAUUGGGAUGAGCGUCGACGAUACGAAGAAGAGUAUAUGGCAAUGGUUUCACAUGGUAACAUGGGACCUUACCCGAGAGGUCGACCUUUUCCUGGAGCCCCACCGCCGCCACCGUUCUUUGAAGGGGGCAUGCCCCGCAGACAGGAAUCCAAUGAUGACAAACACGUUAUGGCACGUCAUUCGGAGAUUUACCCGAAAGAGGAAGAGUUACAGGCUAUACAACGUAUAGUUUCUCACACAGAACGGGCGCUCAAAAUUGUAUCCGACCAGAUGGCCGAUGGUAAACCGAAAGAUGCCAAAGCUGGAGUUAAACCAGAUGCUGGUACUAAAGCCGAAGAUAAACCGGAAGUUAAUAAAGAAGAUGGACGGGACAACCAACUGUUUUCUUUCCAACAAGAUCGCGACACAAACAGAAUCCUGAAAGGCGUUAUGAGAGUGGGCCACCUUGUCAAGGGUCUUAUUCUACAAGGUGACUCAAACGUAGAACUGGUGGUGUUGUGCGCCGACAAGCCGACUCUCACCCUUCUGAAGAAGGUCGUCGAGCUGCUGCCACCCGCUUUAAAAACGGUCGCCCCAGAUCGUCCCUACAGUGUUACCAUUAACGCUGGUGAAGCGGGUCUCGUCAUCGGCGGAGGAGACGACAACCUAACUGUCCUUGUGCAGUUUACGAGUCCAGUCAUUAGAGAACAACAAGAAGCUGCGAGCGGCGGGUUCGACCGGGAUGUUCUCUCACGCGGCAAGUGUCUCCAGGCGCUGGCAGCCCUCAGACAUACCAAAUGGUUCCAGGUUUGUGUCUCUUAUCACAAUGCGUAUAAGCACAAAGUUCGGUUUUAUGACGAAUGGUGGAAAUGAAUCCAAAGAAAGUUUUUCCUUUGGCAGAGAGAUAUAUAAACGGUUGUUGG